UCCCCCAUCUCGGCCAGCCAGCAUAAAUUGGCAUCAACACAAUCAAUUGUUGGCGAUUUAUACAAUGAGCUUCUUCUACUUCUAGUUGUUAUAUAUUUUAAAUACCUAAUUUUUCUCCAAAUCUGAUGUCUCGUUCCCUUCUCAUUUCAGGUGUCGGGUUGAGCGCGAACUAUCCUAAUGUCGUCUGACGACUAUGCGCCUGGAAACGAUGCGCUCCUUUCUGUCGACGAGACGCGCGUUCAACUCUCUCAGAGAGAUCUCUCUCUUUCGAUUCCUAUUAAUUUUAUGACCGUUCCGGGGGUAUCCCUUACCGCGGCAUGCUUUGGGGAUCGAGUGAUUGGUGAAGGCGAGCUGUCGCGAUGUUUCUCAAAUCUCUUGUCAGUAGGAUUCCGUCGCUUUGAGCUGGACCUGUAUUGGGAUGCUGGACGAAGUUUGUGGAGUUUCUGUCCUGUCGAAAUGAAGCAAAUGCCAGGAAACGACAACGGCAGCUCUUCCUUGUCGCAAAGUCGCACGACGCCUGCAACCACAACGAAUCAAGGUAGCCUAUCAUUUCCAGCCGGUGUGGCAACUUCAAUAUCAGCACAAGGUACCAAUGAUGCUUUGCUUGUCUCGGGAACAUCAGAAGGUUCAUCCGGCCCUCCGGCGCCAACACCAUCAAGUGAGCCGAUGCACGCGGAGGGACCCUACACGUGCUCGCCCGCGGCGACUCUAGAGACGUUUGGACACCAAUUGCACAGCUAUCUUGUAGAUACACAGAACACACUGGCGGCUCAGAUCUCAUAUUAUGUGUUUAACAUCCACGCCGCGGCAUCACCGACGUCACCCGAUUCCCCGGCGCAAGCUCCUACUAAUCCCCCUGUUGGCGGGGAACUCAUCGGGGGCAUGCUGAGCAGCAAUCUCACUUCAUACAUAUACUCCCCAAUUAAUCUAUCCAACAACCGAGCCAACCUGAACUCGUCGUGGUACACCGUCCCCGAACGCUACCGGCCCGUGUCGGACUACUAUUCCAUCGCAAUAGACGACAACGGCGUUUGGUCCACCGACGAUGGCUGGCCCUCGGAAUCCUUCAUCGAGUUCUCCAGUCUCAAACGUGUUCUAUUCCAAUUCGGCACCAUCGACCCCCAAAUGCAAGGCGCCGACUACACCCCCGACACCUCCAUCCUCUUCCCCCCAGGCUACAUCACCCAACCCCAACCCGGCGUCUCGCUCAACUCCACCGACCGCCUCACCAGCGGCUGCUACCUGCACUCCCCGCCCGCGACUCCCUCCAACACCAACUCCUCCUGGGCAACCUACGCCCUCACCACCCCCCCCACAAACAGCACCCUCACCUCCCUAACCACCUGCGGCAUCUCCCCCCACCUAAACACUACCCUCACGGCCCCCGCCUCCACCUGGCCCCUCCCCUACCGCUCCUUCGCCCUCUCAACCCACUGGUCCUGGGCCCCCUCCGAACCAACAAACUACUCCAUGAGCCUCUCCCCCGCCAACGCCGCCCUCAUGCGCUGCGCUGUCGCCUCCCCAUCCGGAUCCUGGGCCGUAGCUUCAUGCGCUGAUAAAUACUUCAUCGCCUGCCGCUCAUCCCCGUUCAACUGGUCCAUCUCUGACCACCCCGUCGCUUUCCCCUUCGCCGCUUCCGCUUGUCCACACGGCACUACGUUCGUGGCCCCGGCUUCGGCGCUGGAGAACGCGUAUCUCGCGCAAGCGCAACAGGAUACCCAUCGCGAUUACGACAGGCGGGGCGUGUUCGUCGCUUUCAACUCCGUGCAAGUCGACGGAUGCUGGGUCAUUGGUGACGCCGACGCAGAGUGUCCGUAUGAUCGCGUGACGCUCCUUUCGUUUGCGAGGGAGAGGGAGAUCGUGGUACCGACUGUGGCGGCAGUUAUUAUUCUGGUGAUCAGUGCAUUGACGGUGUUUAGUAAGGUGGCGGGGAAUAGGAGGGUGGGGAGGGGGAGGAGGGGGAGGGAUAAGUGGGGGAGGGCAGCGGCGAAUGGGUUUGUUUAUGAAGGGGUGCCUUUGUAGUGUGUAUGAGAAGGGGGUGUUUUUGUUUUAAAGGGGGACUUUUGCUUUUAGGGGGAAUGGGGGAAGGCGUUCAGGUGGUGAGACCGGGUAUGAUCUUUGCAUUUUACAGCUGGGAUGGAUCUUUUGAUUGCAGUUGAGAGGGAAAGAUGGAGCCAGGACCAGGGAGCAAGGAAAGGAGAGAAACAGGAGAUGCCACACGUGAUCCUGCCAACAGUCAUCAUGUGACAUCUCCCUCGGAUUUCUCGGCGUCGACGGUCCAGCCAUCCGUGGUUCACAGCCAGUGGUUCACAGUAAUACACAGUACAACAAAUGUGACAAAGUACCUCCACACCCACUGUCGUACGAGCGAGUACAACAGCGCCACAGCCACAACGGCAACUUUCGUAUUCGGAUCGGAUCCUCAGUGUAGGCUGGUGAUUGGUGGCGGUCCCUUGCAUUGCUUAUUUUGCAUCUCACGAGCAUCUUGCGGGAGCGUCUGGCUUGCAUUAGGGGCGGUGUGUAUCACUCACUUACUGGAAGCUGGAAGUUAGAGUGCUGAUGCAAGAACUUUCAACGCCGUCACCACGAUAAUGAGGAGGGGGAUGAGGGAGAGUGGUGCACUAAUUUGACGUAAUUAGGGGGGGGAUUAUAGUAGUAGAAUGGGGGGUUUUAGGGAUGCAUAUCCUCAUUUCCAGCGUACAUAGCGCUACACUUCCACUAGAGAUACCCUAGAGAGCCCUAUUUCGGGGGCAUACCGUUCGAUUCUAUCACUUCUUGCUUGUAAUCCGG
This is a messenger RNA of Pseudogymnoascus verrucosus, 2790 nucleotides long. RefSeq lists its product as uncharacterized. The record is from RefSeq and is a predicted model, not a curated record. The coding region runs from base 178 to 2022 and encodes 614 amino acids. The transcript is spliced from 2 exons. Lineage: Eukaryota; Fungi; Ascomycota; Leotiomycetes; Thelebolales; Thelebolaceae.